CCUCCCUCCCUCCCUCCCCGCCGGCCCCUCUCCCGAGCCCUCCGGGAGGCGCGUUGUCACGGAGACCGGCGCCGGUGCCGGCCCGCCGCGCUGCCCCGGCUCUCCCCCGGCCCGCUCCGCGGCUCCCCCCGGCCCCGCUCCCCGCCGCGGGGUGGUGGCUGCGCUUGGCCAUGAGUUUACCGCAGAAGGCGGCUUUGAAACCCGGCGCGGCGGCGGCGGCGGCGGGGACCGGCCCCGGGAGCGGGGCGGCGGCGGGGCCGCCUCCCCCCCCGGCUCCCCCUCACCCGGCGCCGGCGCCUCACCCCAACAUCAGGGCCUUGCCGCCCCAGCCGCCCCAACAAAUCCCCCGAGGUCCUGUCCAGCAGCCCCUCGAGGAUCGGAUCUUCACUCCGACCGUCUCCGCUGUGUACAGCACUUUUAUCUCCACACAGGUAACACAAGUAGCAAGACAACCGGGUCCUCCUGCCCCAUCCCCUUACACUGCACAUGAAAUAAAUAAGGGACACCCAAAUCUUGCUGCAACGCCACCGGGACAUGCCUCGUCCCCUGGGCUCUCACAGGCUCCUUACCCCUCAGGACAGAAUGCAGCUCCAACCACAUUGGUGUACCCUCAAGCCCCUCAAACAAUGAACACCCAGCCUCAGACCCGCUCGCCGCCCAGCAGAACAGUGCCAAUACAUUGCACAGACAACUGGAAGAGGAGGAAGGUUUUGGAACAGAGUCCGGUUUACAGGUCCCUGGCUGGAAGAGGCUGGAUAAAAUACUGCAUUUUUGCAGCGGGGCCUCGACCUGCCCAUCACCAGGGAGGAUUCAGACCUAUACAGUUUUUUCAGAGGCCUCAGAUCCAGCCUCCAAGAGCCACCAUCCAGAACAGCAGCCCCUCCAUCCGUCCCGGAGCACAGACCCCGACUGCCGUGUACCAAACCAACCAGCACAUCAUGAUGGUGAACCACCUGCCAAUGCCCUACCCGAUGCCUCAGGGCCCCCAGUACUGUAUCCCACAGUAUCGUCACAGUGGCCCCCCGUACGUCGGGCCCCCCCAGCAAUACCCUGUGCAGCCACCGGGACCGGGACCCUUUUAUCCAGGCCCAGGUCCUGGAGAAUUCCCCAAUGCCUAUGGAACACCGUUCUACCCCAGCCAGCCCGUGUACCAGUCCGCGCCCAUCAUUGUGCCUACGCAGCAGCAGCAGCCACCACCCGCCAAGAGGGAGAAGAAAACGAUCCGAAUCCGGGAUCCAAACCAGGGAGGCAAAGACAUAACAGAAGAAAUCAUGUCUGGAGGGGGCAGCAGGAACCCCACCCCCCCCAUCGUCAGACCCACCUCCACCCCGACUCCGCCUCAGCAGGUGCCCAGCCAGGUCCCCGAGCCCAGCCCUGCAGGAUUUGGGGCCGUGGAGACCCCCCACCUCUCUGCCAGCACCCCCAGCACUGCGGCCUCCAAGCAAGAAGAGAAGCCAAAACCAGAUCCAGUAUUAAAACCACCUUCUCCAGUCCUCAGACCAGAGCCUGCUGGGGAGAAGAAAGAUCAAGCUGGCCAGACCACAGAGGCCUCCGCCCCCGUGGAGACCCCCCCAGAACUUCCUCCUGCUCCAUCUCCUCUCCCGGCCGCUCCCGCCGCUCCCGUGGCAGCUGCUCCUGCAGCUGCUGCCGCUCCUGCUGUCACCGUGUCCAGCAAAGCCCCAGCUGAGCCGGAGGAGAAAUGCGAACUGGCUUCCCCGCAGGAGGAGGCGAUGCCCGUGAUGGUGCCCGUGAUGGUGCCCGUGAUGCCCGUGCCCAGUGCCACGCCCUGCCCGGCCCCGGAGCCCGCGCCCGCCGAGGAGCCGAGCCCGAGCACCGAGGGGGGUGUGGAGCCCAGCAGCGUAGCAAGUAGCGAUUCCCCAGGGCCCGGCAGCGCGGAGCUAAUUAACGAGCUGAUUAACGAGGCCAGCGGCGUUAAUGACGCGGGGGCUGCUGCCCAGGGCGGGGCAGAGGGAGCCCAGCCCGAAGCUGCACCGUUGACUGUGGAGCCGGAGCCCCCCGAGGCCCCCUCGGCAGAAGGGGACAGCGUGCCAUCAUCUCCCACUGCUCUUCCUGAUGCUCCCUCUCCUCCUCCCACCCCACCUCCCACCCCACCACCUCCGUCUCCUCCGGUUGCUGUUGCUGCUGUUCCCACUACAACUCCUUCUCCACCUCCUCUCCCGUCUCCGAGUGCCCUCCCUGUUGUCCAGGGGGAUUUAGAAGGAGAGGAGAGCACAAGAACUACUCUUAGUGAAGAGGUGAAAGAUGCUGAAAAGAAGGAAGAGCCAGAAGCCGAUGGGCAGCUGGAGGAGAGCGUGGAGGCUCCGAGUGUCAACUCAAGCAAGAGUCCUGUCCCAGCCCAAACAGCUGUAACUGCACCAAAGACCUGGAAGAAACCAAAAGACCGGACCCAAGCCACUGAGGAGGUGACGGAGGCAGAGACAGAGCCUAAAGAAGAGGAGGAACCUUCAGGAGACAAAGUACUUGAAUCUGACCAGGAGAAAAUGAGCCAUGGGCCUCAACUGGAGAGGGAGCCCUCGGAGCUGAAGGCAGUGAAGGCCGUGGAGGAGAACGGGGAGCAGGAGGCGGAGCCCGUGCGGAACGGGGCCGAGAGUGUCUCUGAGGGCGAGGGCACCGAGCCACACUCCGGCUGCACAGAGACCCCCAGCGAGGGGCCUGUGUACCAGUACAAACCAGAGCAGUGGAAGCCCCUGGACCCGGAGGGGAAGAAGCAGUACGACCGGGAAUUCCUGCUGGAUAUCCAGUUCAUGCCGGCCUGUAUCCAGAAGCCGGAGGGGCUCCCUCCCAUCAGCGACGUGGUGCUCGACAAGGUGAGAGGAGAGCCUAUAAAACAGGUCAACCAGCCGAAAUUGCCGCUGCGAACUCUGGACCCCCGGAUCCUGCCACGAGGCCCAGACUUCACCCCAGCCUUUGCUGACUUUGGGAGGCAAGCCCCCGGGGGAAGAAACGUGUCUGGAAGUGCCUGCAAAGUGCAGAGCAACCCUGGAUUGCCCUCCCUGGCUCGGUGCGGGCCCCCAGCAUGCCCUCUCUUGGUCUCGCCUCACCCACCAUUGAGGAACCUGCCGAUAGGGUUGUUGAAUGUUGGACCGAGGAGAUCUCAGCCGGGCCAGAGGAGGGAGCCCAGGAAGAUCAUCACUGUGUGUGUGAAGGAGGAUGUCCACCUGAAGAAGGCGGAGAACGCCUGGAAGCCAAGCCUGAAGAGGGAAAACCAAACCGAGGACCCGGAAAAUGUCAAAACCCAGGAGCUGUUCCGCAAGGUACGAAGCAUCUUGAACAAGCUGACGCCCCAGAUGUUCAACCAGCUCAUGAAGCAGGUGACAGACCUGACGGUGGACACGGAGGAGAGGCUGAAAGGAGUCAUUGACCUGGUCUUUGAGAAGGCCAUCGACGAGCCCAGCUUCUCCGUGGCCUACGCCAACAUGUGCCGGUGCCUGGUGACGCUGAAGGUGCCCAUGGCAGACAAACCCGGGAGCACAGUAAAUUUCCGCAAGUUGCUGUUAAAUCGCUGCCAGAAGGAAUUUGAAAAGGACAAGGCUGACGACGACGUCUUUGAAAAGAAGCAGAAAGAACUCGAAGCUGCCACCACUCCAGAGGAGAAGACGCGGCUUCACGACGAGCUGGAAGAGGCCAAGGACAAAGCCCGGCGGAGAUCCAUCGGGAAUAUCAAGUUCAUUGGGGAGCUGUUCAAGCUGAAGAUGCUGACAGAGGCCAUCAUGCACGACUGUGUGGUGAAGCUGCUCAAGAACCACGACGAGGAGUCCCUCGAGUGCCUUUGCCGCCUGCUCACGACCAUUGGCAAGGACCUGGACUUCGAGAAGGCAAAGCCACGCAUGGACCAGUAUUUUAAUCAGAUGGAGAAGAUUGUGAAAGAGAGGAAAACCUCCUCAAGGAUUCGGUUCAUGCUCCAGGAUGUGAUAGACCUAAGGCUGUGCAACUGGGUGUCCAGGAGAGCAGAUCAGGGCCCCAAGACCAUCGAGCAGAUCCAUAAAGAAGCCAAGAUUGAAGAGCAGGAAGAACAGAGGAAGGUACAACAACUCAUGACCAAAGACAAGAGGAGACCAGGUGUCCCACGGGUGGAUGAAGGCGGUUGGAACACUGUGCAGGGGGCAAAGAACAGCAGAGUGCUGGACCCCACCAAGUUCCUUAAAAUCACCAAGCCCACAAUAGAUGAGAAGAUUCAGCUCGUGCCUAAAGCCCAGUUGGGCAGCUGGGGGAAGGGCAGCAGUGGUGGAGCCAAGGCAAGCGAGAUGGACUCCUUGCGACCAAGUGCCACAAGUCUGAACAGGUUUUCUGCCCUGCAGCCUCCAGUCUCCCCCGUUUCUGCCUCAUCCGCAUCUUCCGAACUCGAAUCCCGCAGGGCCUUAACGAGUCGCGGGAGCACGGGCAGGGAGAAGAACGACAAACCUCUGCCCCCUUCCCUGUCCCGCCCCAACACGUUCCUGCGGGGCAGCAGCAGCAAAGAGCUGCUCCUGGACAAUCAGGCGCAGGAGGAGCAGCGCAGGGAGAUGCUGGAGACGGUGAAGCAGCUGACGGGCGGGAUGGAGAUGGACAGGAACAGCACCGAGGCGGAGAGGAGCAAAGCCAAGGAACCCGCCAAGCCAGAAGCUCCUCCAGCUCCAGUGCAAGAAAAGCCUUCACUGUCGGAAGAGGAAAUAGAGAGAAAAUGCAAAUCUAUCAUUGAUGAGUUCUUGCAUAUUAAUGAUUUUAAGGAAGCGAUGCAGUGCGUGGAGGAGCUCAGCACCCAGAACCUGCUGCCCGUGUUCGUGCGCGUGGGAGUGGAGUCGACGCUGGAGCGGAGUCAGAUCACCAGGGAUCACAUGGGCCAGUUGUUGCAUCAGUUGGUGCAGUCGGGAAAGCUGAGCAAGCAGGAUUUCUUCAAGGGCUUUUCAGAGACCUUGGAGAUGGCAGAUGACAUGGCCAUAGAUAUACCCCAUAUCUGGUUGUACCUGGCUGAGUUGGUGACCCCCAUGUUAAAAGAAGGAGGAAUCUCUAUGAGAGAACUUAUACAAGAAUUUAGCAAACCCUUGCUUCCUGUGGGAAGAGCCGGCGUCUUGCUUGCUGAAAUCUUGCACCUUCUAUGCAAACAAAUGAGCCAUAAGAAAGUGGGAGCCUUAUGGAGGGAGUCUGGCCUCAGUUGGAAGGACUACUUGCCCGAAGGGGAGGAUGUACAUACCUUUCUCAUGGAACAAAAGUUGGAGUUCACGGAGUCCGACUGUUCCAGUUCCUCAGAAGCACUUUCAGAGAAAGAACUCUCUGCAGAAGAGCUGAACAAGCAGCUGGAAAAACUCAUUGUUGAGGACAAGGCGAAUGAUGAACAAAUCUUUGACUGGGUAGAGGCUAAUCUAGAUGAAAGCCAGAUGAGUUCACCUACAUUCCUUAGAGCUUUAAUGACAGCAGUUUGUAAAGCAGCUAUUAUAGCGGACUCUUCCAGCUUCCGUGUGGACACUGCUGUUAUCAAGCAGAGAGUGCCCAUCUUACUCAAGUACCUGGACUCAGACACAGAGAAGGAACUACAAGCACUUUAUGCACUACAAGCAUCAAUAGUAAAACUUGAUCAACCUCCUAAUUUGUUGCGGAUGUUUUUCGAUUGCCUGUAUGACGAGGAGGUCAUUUCGGAGGAUGCCUUCUACAAGUGGGAGAGCAGCAAGGACCCGGCGGAGCAGAACGGCAAGGGAGUGGCGCUCAAAUCCGUCACGGCGUUCUUCACGUGGCUACGGGAGGCCGAAGAGGAGUCGGAGGAUAAUUAAAACUUAAAAUACAGAUUUAAAACAUUAAAAAAAAAAAAAAAAAAAAAAAAAAGAAACAAUUUAAGUAUUUUUUUAAAGAGUUUCACGUCUUCGCCAAUCACAGUGCAGCAAGGCCAAUUCUCUCUCUCGCAGACCCCCCUUGCCCCACACACGCACGAGUGGGAGAGGUAAAAACCCGAUAAACACCGAGGUGAUGAUCAUGGAGGCAAAAAGGUACUUGAAAAAAAAACAAAACAAAACAAAAACCACAAAAGUAAACUUCAAACCUGAGGGCGGGAGCACCAAACCAAAAUACCUGUAUUAUUUAUAGAAAAUAUUUUCUGUUUUAAUCUUUUCCUUUUCUUUUUAAACAAGGACUCAUACUUAGGAAAAAACACACAGCGAAACAAAUCUGUUUAGCAAAAAAAAAAAAAAAAAAAAAGGUUGGAAACUUUUAAUUUAUUAUUUUAAGGACUGCAAAUGCCAGUGUAAUUUUUAAAUUUGCAGUUUCUGUAAACAAAUUGUAUAAUAGAACAAAAGCAGAGAAAUAAAUUUCCCUCCCCUUCAUACGCACCUCAGUUUUGUUUCAAAGCAUGAUAAAUAGACAAAACUUUCAAGGGGGUUGGGGUGAGCUAGAUGAGGACGAGAUCAAUUUUUUUUUUCUUUUUGAAUUGUCAUCAGAUUUUUCUGCCUGCCUCUCAGCUUGCUUCAGAAAUUUAAAAAGAAAAUAGUAAUCAAACCGUACAUAACCUUGGAUCGGAAGGAAAUGCAUUUGAGAAAACUGCUGCGGACCAGAGUGCUCCGAAAAAUAACUCAUUGAAAACAGUGCUACCCCGGGGAAAAAAAAAGUACUAGUGAUACUUUGAGAAACUUUAGAGCAACUUUAAGGCUUGUAAAUACAAAGAACAAAUAUUUAAAAAAAAAAAAAAAAAAAAAGAAAAAAAGAAAUUGACUCAAUACUAUUUCUUUUCACUUUCAAAAUAUAAAGAACAAAAUAAAGACAAACAUUGCAAGUUUAAAAGAAAGUAAAACGACUUCUCCUUUGACAGCUGCUGAAUGUGUGCACCAUCCUGAGCGGUGCUUCCUUGGCGUGCCGUAGGUCCUCGGGCCCAAAUUGUGUACAUACAGUGUGUGUCUGUCUGUGUGACUACCAAAAAUGAGGGGUGAGAGCAAUUGUUGUGUUUAAAAAAAAAAAAAAAGAAAAAAGG
Molecule: messenger RNA, 6952 nt
Organism: Corapipo altera (White-ruffed manakin)
Lineage: Eukaryota; Metazoa; Chordata; Aves; Passeriformes; Pipridae
Gene: EIF4G3
Product: eukaryotic translation initiation factor 4 gamma 3
Exons: 37
Coding region: 171-5765 (1864 amino acids)
Cellular component (GO): eukaryotic translation initiation factor 4F complex
Molecular function (GO): mRNA binding; translation initiation factor activity; protein binding
Source: RefSeq, a predicted model, not a curated record